Brassica rapa (field mustard) is the source of this 818-nucleotide messenger RNA. RefSeq lists its product as uncharacterized. The record is from RefSeq and is a predicted model, not a curated record. Lineage: Eukaryota; Viridiplantae; Streptophyta; Magnoliopsida; Brassicales; Brassicaceae.
UCUAAAGUCCUAAAGCUGAGCAUUCUUUUUCUUAUUUCUUUAUCAUUCACUUAUAAAAGUCAGAGAGAAAAAGACCAGAGAGAUGGAUCGAAUAAAACCUGAGUUAAUGAAGAAACUGACGAAGUUUAUAGUAAUUUCGAUAUGGGUUUCAUCUCUUUUAAUCACUCACAAUUUCUAUUUAUGUAAACUCACUAUUCAACUCGUAACACACGCGGUAGAUAAGAUGUACAUGUUUCUCGUCUGCAAUGGUCUCUUAGUGUUUGUCGCUAAGUACUCUGGUUUAAUAUCUUCAUCAAAACCUGUAGAGGAAAGCUGGAGCAGCACCGAUCAAACCUUUGAUCACAGAGACUUUGAUAGUUACGAUGCGACGUUGGAGCUAGAGUACUACUCUGAUGAUCAUGAUAGAGAAACAAAGACUUUUCUUGCAGAGGAAGUUAGUACACAAGACCAAGAAACCGAAGAAGAGAAAGAAGAUGAAGAUGAAGAAUCUGAUGAGCCAUUACCGAAUAAUGGUGAUCUAGAGGAGGAGUGUGAUAUUCGUGCCGAAUCUAGAGAAGAGGAAGAUAAUGUGGGGAUGGUGACGGAGGAAGAUAUUAACAAGAAGUUUGAUGAGUUCAUUAGAAAGAUGAAGGAAGAGCUUAGACUCGAAGCUAAACAGCAUCUAAUCCUUGUUUGAUUUCUUAUUAAUUAGCUAUAUAUGUUUAAGCUUAAUUAAACAUGCGCAAUAAGUUCUUAGAGAGCGAAGUUUUUUCUAGCCUCUUCUUCACGUCACUUGUACUUUUUAGCAUCUAUUUUAAUGGAAUCUUGUUUUAUAUACA